This is a messenger RNA of Oppia nitens, 1233 nucleotides long. Its product is annotated as lysosome-associated membrane glycoprotein 5-like. NCBI's taxonomy places the organism in Eukaryota, Metazoa, Arthropoda, Arachnida, Sarcoptiformes, Oppiidae. Bases 1 to 1140 code for a protein of 379 amino acids. The transcript is spliced from 7 exons. The record is from RefSeq and is a predicted model, not a curated record. Gene Ontology annotation, cellular component: membrane.
AUGUGUUUGUCCACUAAUGGCGAUACAAAUGCAAACAAUGUCAAGCCUUUGACAUCAAAUACUACAAAUCAGUCAUCAAAUAGUAGAUCAAUGAAAAAUAAUUCAAAUAAUGGAUUAGAAAAAAGCAAAAGAAGUGAACAUAAAAGUAAAGAAAAUGGUAAUAAAGAUAUGUAUGAUAUCUAUCGGUUACAUCAAACCAAUGACAUCAACAAAGAGUCCAAAGUGGACACCGAUAAGAAAGAGAGAGGAAAACUACAAACUGUUGGCGGAGUUUUCGGUGAAAUCAUUGCAGUGAUCGUAUCAGAAGUGGUUAAAAUGUUUGGAAAUAUGGUCAGUGAUGUGGCCCGAGAGGUCACCGCACAUGGAUUUGUCUCAGCUGCUCCGGUAUUAUCAACAAAACCCCCACUAGUGACUGGACUGCCCACUAAACAACCCGCACCUGCCUUUACAUUCGCAGUUUGGGAUGAAAACGGAUUUAUUUGCAUUUUGGCUAAAUUUGAGGCUUCAUUUACCGUGACUUACGAUAUUAAGGGAAACACUCAACCAUUAAAUGAUAGGAUUCCAGUGGACGCCAUUAGUAAAGGAAGAUGUGAUUAUCUAUUGGAUGAAAAGCCGGUAUUAGACGUUACAUGGAUCGGAGGAUUUACAUUUCGUAUGAUUUUUGAAAAGGUCGGAGACAAAAAUUGGGGCAUAAAUUCAAUAGAUUUAGUCUACAAUACGGCCGACUCGUUAUUCAAGGGAUCGAUAAAAGGUGGCAAAAAAGUAGCCCGUUCCAAGGAGGGCAGUCUCGGCAUGUUUAGCACACCACUGGGCAAAUCAUAUCUGUGUCCAUCGCCACCCGUUAUCAAUCUGUAUGAGUCUAAAACAGACAAACAAACAGUUGUAGUACGUCUGGCCAAUGUUGAGUUACAGGCAUUUCAAAUUGAAAAGGGAAAGUUUGCACCGGUUUCCCGAUGCAGUUCAGUUGGCUUUGGAUCCGGAGUUCAGGCGCCCAUAUAUACACUGACUCUUGAACAGGACGAUAGUGUACCCGUUGUUGUCGGAAGUAUUACUAUUAUGGUAUCCAUACUUGUGGUCGUUGGAUAUGCUGUCUACAGAUCCUGGUUUACCAGUCGUGUUGAUUAUGACACUAUGGGCUGAGUUUUCAGUUUACAAAUCAAUAUUUCAAUAGACAUGAGGUUUAACUAAUAAUGCCUUCAUUUAUGUCUUCCAUUAUUUACUGAGAAAAUCUUA